AUGAAGAACCUAAUGUAUCGUUAUUUCAUGAAGAAUCGAACCUACCGUUUUGUGAAUGUUUUGCAAGACUUGGUAAACAGUUACAACAAUAGACCUCACAGAUCAUUAGGUGGGAAUGCUCCAACCAAUGUGAACCAAGAAAAUGUCGAUGAAAUAAGACUCGAGUCUUAUCUUUCGGGGAAAACAAAACUAGAUCUGACCAAAAACGAUCUGAACCAGUCUAAUGAAUCAAGCAAAACAAAAGUGAAAAAAAGAGUGAAACCCUUUUUCAAAUUAAAAAUUGGAGAUAAUGUCAGAAUAUCACAACUAAAAUACCCUUUUCAAAGAGACUACCAACAGAAAUGGACAGAAGAGUUUUUUAAAGUGAGUGAAAGAUACAAACGCGGUCAAUUACCUGUGUACAAGGUAAAAGAUUUAGCAGACGACCCUAUAGAAGGUACAUUCUAUGAGCCUGAGCUUCAAAAAGUCAUAAAGUCAGAAGACGUUUCUUAUAGAGUGGAGAAAAUUCUUAAAAGAAGACGUCGUGGUAAAGCCAAAGAGGUGUAUGUAAAAUGGGAAGGAUGGCCAAAAAAAUUUAAUUCAUGGAUUCCGGAGAGCUCUCUGGAAAAACAAUAA
Messenger RNA from Saccostrea echinata, 615 nucleotides. RefSeq lists its product as uncharacterized. The record is from RefSeq and is a predicted model, not a curated record. Lineage: Eukaryota; Metazoa; Mollusca; Bivalvia; Ostreida; Ostreidae. The coding region runs from base 1 to 615 and encodes 204 amino acids. The transcript has a single exon.